This is a messenger RNA of Eleginops maclovinus (Patagonian blennie), 6265 nucleotides long. RefSeq names its product shadow of prion protein 2 (gene sprn2). The transcript is spliced from 4 exons. Lineage: Eukaryota; Metazoa; Chordata; Actinopteri; Perciformes; Eleginopidae. The coding region runs from base 5292 to 5816 and encodes 174 amino acids. The record is from RefSeq and is a predicted model, not a curated record.
UAUUGUUAUUGUUUCUUAUGGAAUGACUUUAUCAGGUUUGAACAAUGUUUAUUUACUGGACUAUUGAACAUGUUGUCAUACAUGUACUUUACUUGAGUGUUUUCAUUUCAUGCUCCUUUAUACCUCUAAAAGUAAAAGAAUCAUUGAUCUUUUUACUCGACAGCAUCAUUUUGUUGAUAUAUAGGUAUCAACAAAUUGCAGCCACAUUGUUUUUUGUAAAUGUGUUUAUUUUCAACAAAUUUAGGAACUUUGGAGGCAACAACUACAUAAAAAGGCAUAACUUUCCAAACUUUGAUUUCAUGUUGCUCUCAAUGCUUGGUUAGUUGGAUUUUUAAAUCAGCACUUUUACUUUGGGUUUUACUUUAAGGAUCAUGGUGUUUCUUCCACAACAGUUUAUUUUCCUCAUUCGUUUUAAUUAAGUUCUCUGGUUCUUUAAUGGGUCCUGUGUAGUGCAUGUUCGGGUCGGUCUCUGGAAAACAAUAACACUUAGCUAGUGAACUCAUCAGAGAGCUUCAGAUUCAUGUUUCAUCCUCCUCUUCUACGAGUCAGAGCGGCUGUAAUCUGGGAGUCAGUGAAUGGAUUAUACUCAAUCUAAAUGACCCAGUGUAAGAAUAGCUCGACUCGUCUGUAAAGAGGACACAGAUUACACUGCGUCAUGUUUGUUUACUGUAAAUUGCGUCAUGUUUGUUUACAGUAAAUUACGUCAAGCUGCUCACUGUGGAAAAUGUACUCCAUACAGCACUUUAAAGUAAAACAACUCCUUUCCAAGUAAAAAUCCUGCGGUCAGCAAUAAAGUAUAAUUUACGAGUAGUUGGGAUGCUGAAAAGUUUCUCUGUUAUGAUAUUAUUAUUAUUAUCAUUAUUAUUAUUAUUAUUAUUAUUAUUAUUAUUAGACCAUUAAUUUGUUUUAAUUCAUAUGUAGGCCGUACUUUUGUGGUGGAUUUGGUUAAAGAGUGGCCAAUUUGAACUUCCUAAUGUACAGUUGGGUGCUUCAAUCCACAAUAAUGAAUCAUAUUUUACGAAUUGAACACAUAUGUUUGACACAUUUGCUAAAAGUAACUACUGUUUAGAGCUGUUAAUAAAAUAGUGGAUUCAAAAGGUUUAUUUCAAAUAUUUCCCUCUGAAAUGUUUCAGACUAGAAGCAUAAAGUUGCAUAAAAUUAAACUACUCUAAAGUACUUCAAAAUGAUACUUAUAUAUUAUGCAGCAUCCCUCCAUCUUUUGCGAGCAAUAUAUUAUACCUAAAUUGUGUAUAUGUUUGAUAGUCUUAAAACUCUUUAUCUAUUUUAUUUAACACUGUGGCGUCAAACUGGUGUCAGUAUCUGUGGAGGAACUCCAGGCCUGAAGGGGGCAGAGAGAGCUCACCCAGACACCCAACAGACAGGAUGCAACCCAUGUUUCUGGAGGGACCGAUUUCACCUGCGCACCUCAAAUCAAGCAUGAGUAUAAAAUGUUUGGAGGUAGCUCGGCGAGCCCUCUUUGCUCGGUCUCCUCAGCCUACUGACAGCUCAUGUUCAACCACAGAAGCAACUGGUUAUCAACCUAUUCUUCCUCUGGAAUUUCACUUUGUGCCAUCAAUCUGAAAGAAAAUAAAUCACCAGAAUGGAACAGAGUUGUCCCCUUGCAUUAUUUGUGUUGAACAAGCCGUUUUCAAGUUUGGGCAGAGCUGAAUCUGAAUCUUAACAUCUGGAUAACUUGACAGUUGAUAACCACCUUAUAUCCAGCAUUGGCAGUGAAGACCCCAGGAUUAAAGCCUGAAGAAAGGAAAGCUGUCAUUGCAAAGGGAGAAUUGACUGGAAAACAAUGACGAAGGAAGCUCUUGGAAAAACAGUGAAACAGCUGAAGCAAGAGAGGACCUUGGCUAGAAGUGCCUUCACCAAACAAGCCAACUUCCUGAGCAGAACGUCAGGAAAUUUGACAAAGACUGAACUACAAGAGGAGUUCAAGCAGCUCACGUCACUGGCAAGGAACAUCGGGGAAACGAAUGAUGGCUACAGGGCUGGCCUACUGGCAGACCUUGAAGCUGAGACUGAUGAAGGUGAAGAAGUCAAGCUGGACGAGCAGCAGCAAAAAAACCUGGAAAAGGUAAUGGAGGAGUGCGAUGCAAAACUGGAUGAGACAGCCUGUGAGGGACUUCAGGGAAUACCUGUCCCCGCCGUGAGUAGAGAUGGCUAUGAGCUACGGUGGGGCACUGUGAAGAAGCAAAUCCAAGGUGCCGCUACAAGCCUAUCAGAGUGGGAGAUGUGGAUUCCAGCAUUACAGAAGGCAAGUCUGGAGGACAGAGUGAAGGAGCUGAAAGCUCUAAAAACCAGCCUUGAAGCGAGGAGAGCAGAAUUUCUCACAGCACAAAGAAUGGCAGAGAGAGAGAAGACGAAGAACACCACCACUGCCUGUGCCAGCUCAUCAACCAAUAGUAAAAAUAAAAGCAACCAGUCUACCCAGGUUCGACGGAUUCAAAAGGAAUUUCCAUUGAUGGAGGAAGGACUGGGAGAACCUGCAAAGGCAGGGGGAGCCGACCGGCUCAGUAGAGGCAAAGAAGUUCCAACUCCUGGACAGCGUUGAGGAGAGAAUUUGCCGGGACCUGCGCCUGCCUACUUACAACACUGCUGAAGAUAUGUUCAGAGUGCUGGAGAUCAGGUAUGGAAACAAGUCUACAAUUGCCCUGGAGAUAAUUGAAGAUCUGGAGAAAUUUCCUGCUUUAAGAGCAAACCAGCCAAGGAAAGUCAUGGACAUGAUUCGAACCAUUGAGAAGGCCCUGAACGAUCUCACAGAGCUCGGAAACACUGGAGCCAUAAUGAAUCCUCUGGUGAUAAGAUCCAUAGAGAGCAAGCUGCCAGACAAUAUGAAGAGAGACUGGCUCGUAUUCAUGGUCAACCCAAGAAAUGGCGUGACCCCAGACACUCACUUCGACAGCCUUCUUGGAUUCCUGAAGACCCAAGAGGAAAUUCUUGAGAGACUGGAGCAGCUUAGUGUGAGUGAAAAGCCUGAAAGGAAACUUUCAGGACAAGAAGUAUGCCUCCACACGUUCCACAAGGAGGGGAGGAUGUAUUAUCUGUGGAUAUGAAAAGCACCAGGAGAAGAUUUUCUUUUGCAAGCGGUUUAAAGAACUGAAGCCUGGCAAGAAGCUGAGUGCUGUGGAGAAGUUGGGAGCAUGCAAGCGAUGCUUAGUCUGUCAUGGAGAAGAUGAGUACUGUAAAGACACUUACCUGUGCAGGAACAGGGACUAUAAAAAAGGGAGCUCUUCGGACCACCAUUUCUUUCUUUGCUCAAGAGGAGACUUCAAGAUGAAGGAAUCUGAUGGAGGAAAAUCUGCCUGGAGAGAGCAAAAGCUCACAGAGGAGCAAGUAAAAUUGAUGUCUGAACUCACUCCGGAAAUGGCAGAAAGAUUCAGGAAAGCUUUUACCAACACCACUGCAAGGGCCAACUGUGUUGUGAAGGAUCAACGUGGAGUGGUGGCGUCAAGAACACCUGAGCUACCAGUCAUUCUAAUGCUGUUAGAGGUAACUGCCAAUGCAGGACAGAAGAUUGGAACUCUCAUUGACUUAGCAUCAGACACCAACUACGUCACCCACAGUGCUGCCAGGAGAUUGAAUCUGCUAAGUGAAAACAUCAUGCUAAUCGUCCAUGGAGUCGGAGGGAUGGCCAUGGAGGUGAAAACCAAAAGAUACUCACUCAGAGUGAGGGUCAAGACACCCAACGGCACGGAGAGAGCUCAUGAGCUUGUCUUGGCAGAUCAUGGGAGACCUUCCAUUGGAGCGGAUAACACCGGCCAAACCUUUUGAGUACACAACAGUGGACUUAUUUGGACCUUGUGAAGUCAAGGAUGAGGUGAGAAAGAAAGUCAAGCUCAAGGUGUGGGGAAUUGUCUUCUGCUGCAUGGCAUCCAGAGCUAUGCACACAGAUGUUGUCAGUGACCAGUCAACUGAAGGCUUCUUACUGGCGUACCAGAGAUUCACAGGACUUAGAGGGCAUCCGAAGAAACUGUGGUCAGAUCCUGGAAAGAACUUUGUGGGAGCCAGACCGGCCCUCAAAGAGCUCUACCUCUUUCUGGACCAACUGGGAAAAUCUGAGCUUGAGAAUGAAGCUUCCAAGCAUGGAACAGAAUGGAGUUGGAAAAUCCACCCAGCAGACUCUCCUCACAGGAAUGGAGCUGCAGAAGCAGCUGUUCGUUCUGUGAAGCGGGCCUUGCAAAACCUGGGAGGAGAAGGACUCUUCACAUGGAGUGAGUUCCAGACAUUCUUGUUCAUGGCUGCCAAUCUUGCUAAUGAAAGAACCAUUGAUGCCAGGGUGCAGAGCCGGGAGGACUGCAUAGACUACAUUAGCCCAAAUACCCUUCUGCUUGGACGGACUGGACCCAGAGGAGAUCUUGGAAGCUUUAACUUUGAAGGCUACCCCUACAGAAGAUUGAGGGCUAUUCAAACAGAAAUCGACCGAUUCUGGAGGAAAUGGAGUCAGUUAGCUGGGCCCAACCUAUUCGUGAGGGCUAAGUGGCACACAGUGCAAAGGAAUGUGGCAGUUGGAGAUGUUGUCUGGCUAGCGGACCAAAACGCCCUGAGGGGUCAGUAUAGGCUCGCCAAAGUGAUCAAUGUCAACGCUGACAAGAAGGGUAUCGUCAGGGAUGUUCACGUCAGAACUUUUCCUAGCUACCCUGUCCCAACUAUGAAGCCUGCUCAAAACCAGAAAGCAAAAAGACUCAAAACCAAAAUAUCAGCUACAGUUCUUCACAGAGAUGUCAGGCGUAUCAUUGUCCUACUUCCGAUUGAAGAGCAACACUGAAAGGGCAACUUAAACAAACCCUGCCCAACACUAAGGUGCUGUGACCUCCUUGGGUUCAAGAACCAGGAGGUCAAGUGGGAGGUGUGGCGUCAAACUAGUGUGAGCAUAGGACCAGUAUCUGUGGAGGAACUCCAGGCCUGAAGGGGGCAGAGAGAGCUCACCCAGACACCCAACAGACAGGAUGCAACCCAUGUUUCUGGAGGGACCGAUUUCACCUGCGAACCUCAAAUCAAGCAUGAGUAUAAAAUGUUUGGAGUUAGCUCGGCGAGCCCUCUUUGCUCGGUCUCCUCAGCCUACUGACAGCUCAUGUUCAACCACAGACGCAACUGGUUAUCAACCUAUUCUUCCUCUGGAAUUUCACUUUGUGCCAUCAAUCUGAAAGAAAAUAAAUCACCAGAACGGAACAGAGUUGUCCCCUUGCAUUAUUUGUGUUGAACAAGCCGUUUUCAAGUUCGGGCAGAGCUGAAUCUGAAUCUUAACAUCUGGAUAACUUGACAAACACCAAAAGUAUUAUAAAAUGACGUCUUGCCUGCAGCGCCCCCUCCUCUUAGCGGCCCUCUGCCUGCUGCUGCUCGCUACUCUGCUGCCCAGCGCUGAGGCCCGGCGGGGAGGCGGAGGUUUUGGAGGUGGGUUUGGCCGAGGAGGAGGUGGAGGCCGGGGCUGGGGCCGUGGUGGCGGCCAGGUCUACAGACCGGUGCAGAGCAGCGGUCCCAGUGCAGGGAAAGUAGCAGGGGCCGCUGCAGCGGGGGCCAUAGGGGGAGCCAUGAUCGGCUCUGCCCUCAGCCGCCCUGGAUAUGGAGGAGGAUAUGGAGGAGGCUAUGGAGGAGGAUAUGGUGGCGGAUAUGGGGGAUAUGGAGGGGGGUAUGGUUACCCAAGAUAUGGUGGUGGCGGCUAUGGACCCAGGCCCGGCUAUGACCCAGAGGGCUCUGGGGACAUGGAGUACUACGCCGGGGCCUCCAGUGGCCCCAUCUACAACAGCAUCAUCGUUGUAAUUGGCUCCCUGAUGUCCCUGCUGAUGGGACACUGGGCAGCAGGCCUGUAAAAGGAGAGAUGUCAUCAACAAACCUCCUGUAGAAAUAUGUUCAGAUAGUUUUCAACCGAAUGUUUCCCACAUUCACAUUCCUCUUUCUAAGUGUUCAGUCUUUUUAUACUUUUGAUGAUUGUAUUAAUGAUCAAAAUGUUUUAUCCAUAAGGAAUCUGUGAAGAUAGCCCAGGUAUAAAUGACAUGUGUAGUUAGGUUAAGACUACCUCAAGAAGUCAUGUGAGGAACAGUUUAAAGAGCAGCUGCACAUUUGUUAUGAUCAUGCCAUUUAUCAGUAUUUUACGUAACAAGUGUGUUUUUAGUUUUUUAAUCUCUGCAUAAUGGAAAUGUUACACUUUCAGAACAUUGCUUGUGUAUUUAUAUUUGACCUAAUUAAAGUUUUUAUUUAAAAAUGUUAAAAGUGUUUCCAUGUUUAUUAUUAUUUAAAUAAAAAAGCGUUAGAACUAAAA